UCUAUUCUCUUUGACUAUUUUUAGAAACUGUGAAUUUCCCAGCCCUUGUGUCUGUUCGUGGGUUUUCCAAAAUUCUCUGCUUGUCGCAAUGUCUAAAACAUGUUUGGUUGUCAGAAGGAAUGUUUCAGAGAAUUAGUCCAUGUUCUUUGCCUAAACAAUAACUUGGCGAACUUAGAAGUCAAAUUCUUGAUUUAAUCUUGUCAUAAUGUGAUUCUACUGUAGUCCUGGUGGAAAUCCUUGUUAAAAUUUUCACUUUGUUCUUAACAUACUUUCCAUUUGCGGAUACCUUCAGCCUUUGGAGCCCUAAUCAUUAGCAAAAGUCAACUAAUCAUUUUUCAUUAUCAUUUCCUCUAGCCUUUAUCCAAUUAUAAUGAUCGGAGAUUCAACGGAAAUAAUUGAGGAAAACACGGAGAGUCAACAGCAGAGGCAACAAGACUUUGUCUUAGAGAUACCAACAAGAACUUUGGAGGAUGCACGAGAAGAAUUUGUGCCAGUUCAAAUGCCUGCAGCACCAAGUCCUACCCCCAGAAGGGUAAAUUUUUCUCCCAUUCCUAGCCCCAGCUUUCUAAAAACGAAUGAUCCCUUAGAUCCUCCUACAUCGAAAACUAAAUCAACCAUAAGAAGUCUCCUUCCAAAGUUAAGUUUCAAAUAUCGGAAUACCACUUUGGAUAUUGAAAAGGCUGCUAUAUUAGCACUAGGAGGUUCAUUUGUGGCAACAGAGAAGAAGCCUUUCCUUUCUAGGACAGUCUCUCUCACAAAGCUUUUUACACCUAGGACAAAGAGGACCUCAUCCUUACCAGUUACCCCUGUUGCUCACUCCAAUCCAGAGUCUACACAUGGAGGAUAUGCUAUCAAUCCAUCAACUUAUUCUAAAGCAGAUGCCCAAAAACCCAUUCACCGUUCACAAUCUGUCCCUGUGCUUAACAAAGUGGGAAGUAUAAGGCAGUGGGAUUCUUCAGGUGGCAUAUUUCGUGUGAUUCCAACUACUCCACGAGCAGUUGAGGUGGUCACGUCAACACCAAUGGCAUCCCCCAGGGGUAAUAAUGAUGAAAACAAUGAUAGCGGUGAAAAUAUUCCAGAAGAAGAAGCAGUUUGCAGAAUCUGCUUGAUUGAACUGGGGGAAGGCGCUGAGACCCUCAAGAUGGCAUGCAGCUGCAAAGGUGAACUUGCACUAGCCCACCAAGAAUGUGCGGUAAAAUGGUUUAGCAUAAAAGGUAACAAAACAUGUGAUGUAUGCAAGCAAGAGGUCAAGAACCUACCAGUUACUCUUUUAAGAGUUCAAAAUUUUCGAGGAGGUAGAGCUCGGUCAGCUGAAAUUGCUCAAUACAGGGUUUGGCAGGAUGUUCCCAUUCUUGUCAUUGUCAGCAUGCUUGCUUACUUUUGUUUUCUGGAGCAGCUUCUGGUGGCAAAACUUAAGUCUGGUGCAAUUGCCAUUUCUCUCCCAUUUUCCUGUAUAAUGGGACUGCUUGCAUCCAUGACAUCGACAACAAUGGUAAGGAGAAGGUAUGUCUGGGUUUACGCAACUGUUCAAUUUGGAUUGGUUGUCCUAUCUGCUCAUCUUUACUACUCAUUAAUGCAUAUGCAGGCUGUUUUGUCAGUUCUCCUCGCCACAUUCACUGGGUUUGGAGUUACAAUGUCUGGAAGCACUGUUCUAGGUGAGAUUUUCAGAUUGAGGCGAAGAUGGCUUGAUCGACAAAAUGAACACCUUGGAUCACAGAGUGCAACACGGCCAGAUCAACUACCUGCAGCUGCUAAUCAGACAGUGACAAAUCCUGACCGCAUACAAUUUGAAGUAGGAGGUUCAGAAACUACACAUGGUAUAUAAUUUGGUUUAAAUUAUGUUGUUUUGCUGCCAUAUCCAUUGGCAUAAACAUUAUGGGUUGUGCUGUUUAGGGUACAUACAUAUAUAUAUUAUAUAUAACACAAGAAAAAGCUGUAUUCCUGUGUGUUUUUUCCCCCUUUUACUAUGCAUAGUUGGAAGCUUUUGGGUGUAUAA
Molecule: messenger RNA, 1996 nt
Organism: Jatropha curcas
Lineage: Eukaryota; Viridiplantae; Streptophyta; Magnoliopsida; Malpighiales; Euphorbiaceae
Molecular function (GO): zinc ion binding
Source: RefSeq, a predicted model, not a curated record